UUGUGCUGUGGAUUCGGUGUGAACUUAGGCCUUGAAGCAGCAUUGUUAUUUGUAUCAAUUGACAGGAUCUUGCCUUGUAGCUCAUGCUGGCCUCCUCAGCGCUCAGCCUCCUCCAGAGCGCUGGGAUUAUGGGCAGAUCAUUUCUGAGGGGCUGUGAAGAACUUCCUGGGGGACCUGUGGUCACCUGCGCUGUCCUCUCCUGCAGGAUGACUCGGCACGGCAAGAACUGCACGGCGGGGGCCGUCUAUACCUACCACGAGAAGAAGAAGGACACAGCGGCCUCGGGCUAUGGGACCCAGAACAUUCGACUAAGCCGGGAUGCUGUGAAGGACUUCGACUGCUGCUGCCUCUCUCUGCAGCCCUGUCAUGAUCCUGUUGUCACCCCCGAUGGCUACCUGUACGAGCGGGAGGCCAUCCUGGAGUACAUUCUGCACCAGAAGAAGGAGAUUGCCAGGCAGAUGAAGGCCUACGAGAAGGAGCGUGGCGCUCGUCGGGAGGAGCAGAAAAAGCUGCAGCGAGCGGCUGCUCAGGACCAGGUUCGGGGCUUCCUGGAGAAGGAGGCUGCCAUUGUGAGCCGGCCCCUCAACCCUUUCACGCCCAAGGCAGCCUCAGGAUCCAGCACAGAUGAGAGCCAGCCGGGGCCCAGCGCAGCGCCUCCCAGCAAGGACAAGGACAGGGACAAGGACAAGGUGCUGCCCAGCUUCUGGAUCCCGUCUCUGACGCCCGAAGCCAAGGCCACCAAGCUGGAGAAGCCGUCCCGCACCGUCACCUGCCCCAUGUCCGGGAAGCCGCUGCGCAUGUGCGACCUGACCCCUGUGCGCUUCACCCCCCUCGACGACUCUGUGGACCGCGUGGGGCUCAUCACGCGCAGCGAGCGCUACGUGUGCGCCGUGACCCGGGACAGCCUGAGCAACGCCACGCCGUGCGCCGUGCUGCGGCCCUCGGGGGCGGUGGUCACCCUAGAGUGCGUGGAGAGGCUGAUCCGGAAGGACAUGGUGGACCCUGUGAGCGGGGACACGCUCACCGAGCGCGACAUCAUCGUGCUGCAGAGGGGUGGCACCGGCUUCGCAGGCUCGGGAGUGAAGCUGCAGGCGGAGAUGUCCCGGCCAGUGAUGCAGGCCUGAGCGUCUGCCAAUAAACCGUAAUCAGCU
Perognathus longimembris pacificus (Pacific pocket mouse) is the source of this 1151-nucleotide messenger RNA. It is a transcript of the gene Nosip, whose product is annotated as nitric oxide synthase interacting protein. NCBI's taxonomy places the organism in Eukaryota, Metazoa, Chordata, Mammalia, Rodentia, Heteromyidae. The coding region runs from base 84 to 1124 and encodes 346 amino acids. Gene Ontology annotation, molecular function: ubiquitin protein ligase activity. Gene Ontology annotation, cellular component: nucleus. The transcript is spliced from 9 exons. The record is from RefSeq and is a predicted model, not a curated record.